Acipenser ruthenus (sterlet) is the source of this 1557-nucleotide messenger RNA. Its product is annotated as GTPase IMAP family member 7-like. Gene Ontology annotation, molecular function: GTP binding. Bases 507 to 1388 code for a protein of 293 amino acids. The transcript has 3 exons. NCBI's taxonomy places the organism in Eukaryota, Metazoa, Chordata, Actinopteri, Acipenseriformes, Acipenseridae. The record is from RefSeq and is a predicted model, not a curated record.
UGGUGCCCCGCCUACUUCCUUCCUCAGGAUUGGUUAAUCCGGGGAUUCUUCCAGAUGAUUGACACUCGUAUGCAUUUGCUCGGGUCGUGUUUCAUUGUAACAGAUUCAGCCCCGGAUCAGAACACAUCCGAUUCGAAUGGAUUAUUGGAUGUUAUUGUUUUAUAGACGAGACGCCGACAGUUCAGGACAGUUUCAUUUGACGCGACCUUCUGAAGAAACAUUUUUAAGAAAUCGAGGAUCAGCGCGUUUGAUCUCAUCACUGUUCCUUUCAUCCUCUGAAGUCUGGCCGUGGUCGACCUCCCUAAGUGUCGGUGUUCCUUGUAAGCCAGGGAGACUUCUAGUCUUCUCUCUGAACUGUCUACUAGCAUUCCUUCAUUUCCCCUUGAGGGAAGUAACGCUUGCUUCCCAGCCUUGCAGACUGAUCGGAUCGAGCCAGGUUGAAAUCCUGUCCUCUUUCUAAAGCCACAAGCACACAAUUCCUAUUUCAAGUCCUGGGGCUUUACUCCAUGCAGCAUCAGCUCCUGUUGUGUAUGCAAGUGUCUGGAGGAAAUGCUGAUUCUGAGUUGAGGUUGGUGCUGAUUGGAAAAACUGGGACUGGGAAGAGUGCAUCAGGAAACACCAUCCUGGGCAGAGAGGAGUUUAUAUCUAAACCUGGCUCCGCUUCAAUUACGAGAGAGUGUUUGAAGAUUAAAGGAAGAGUUGAUGGGAGAAGCGUUGCUGUGGUCGACACUCCAGGCUUGUUUGACACCGAGCUCAGUAAUGAAGAAUCUUUACGUGAGAUUGUGAAGUGCAUUUGCAUGUCUUCCCCGGGACCCCAUGCAUUUCUCAUUGUGAUACAAGUGGGUCGAUUCACAAAGGAAGAGAGAGACACAGUGGAUCUAAUCAUGAAGGCUUUCGGUGAGGAAGCUGAGAAAUACACAAUGGUGCUCUUCACCCGUGGAGACGACCUGGAAGAUAAUGAGACGAUUGAGGAAUACAUUGAGAGAGGUGAUCAGCGCCUCAAGAACAUUGUAGAGAAGUGUGGAGGCCGGUGUCACUCCUUCAACAACAAGAAGAUGACUGAUCGCUCCCAGGUCACUGAGCUGCUGGGGAAGAUAGAGAGCAUGGUGAAAGAGAAUGGAGGCGGUUGCUACACCACUGAGAUGUACAAGAAGGCUGAAGCAGCCAUCGAAGAAGAGAAAAAGAGGAUAAUGAAGGAAAGCCCAGGUUGCAGUGAGGAAGAUGCUAGAAAGAUAGCAGAAGUAAGCAAUGUAUUUAUAAAACAAUUACUAAUACUAACAGCAGCAGCAAGAGUAGCAGGAGGAGCAGGAGUAGGUGCAUCAAUAGGAGCAUUCGGAGGACCCUUAGGAGCAGGAAUAGGAGCAGCAGUAGGGAUAGUAGCUGUGUAACAAUACAGUAAAGUCCUGCAUGAGCCCUGACUUUGUCAGACUCCAGUGUAUUUCAAUGUGCUUUCUGUUUACUUCAUGUAUUGUUUCUCCUGCUCUCUGUACAAUGAACUCAAACAUAUUACUGUGGCUGUUUUCUUCUUUUAAUUUAGCAAGAACCUCAAAUAAACUU